This is a messenger RNA of Trifolium pratense (red clover), 895 nucleotides long. Its product is annotated as wall-associated receptor kinase-like 20. The transcript has a single exon. Gene Ontology annotation, molecular function: polysaccharide binding. NCBI's taxonomy places the organism in Eukaryota, Viridiplantae, Streptophyta, Magnoliopsida, Fabales, Fabaceae. Bases 7 to 660 code for a protein of 217 amino acids. The record is from RefSeq and is a predicted model, not a curated record.
AAUUCCAUGUAUCAUUGGAAUAGUUUAAAGAUGGUAAUCCUUCUACUCUUUCUACUAAUUACUGGUCUUGGUCCAGUAAUCAAUGCAUCUCCCCUAAGUGCUUGUUCAAAUUGUGGGGAUUUUGCAGUUCCAUAUCCACUCAGCACUAGUGAUAACUGUGGUGACAAAAGCUACAAAAUUUACUGCAAUAAUGAUAGCUUAGAGUUCUUGUCAGCAACAGGAACUUACUAUAAGAUCCUUAAAAUUGACCCAAAUGCAAACAAGCUUAUACUUAAACCACCCAUCAUACUUAAAGACACUUGUUAUUCUUCUGAUCUUAUUGAUGGAGGCUUAGUACUAGAUGAAAAUUUACCCUUCAACAUUUCUACAUUUAACACUGUCAUGCUUCUAAAUUGCUCUAUAGAUAUACUUCGAUCUCCUCUUAACUGUUCUUCAAACAGUAUUUGUAGACAGUUUGAGGAAAAAGUGGAGGAGGGAAAUGGGUGUAUGAACACCCUUUGUUGUCAUUACUUAAAAGAUUCAGCUAUGAAUUCUCAUAAGAUUAGACUCAGGUUUGGGAGUUGUACUGCUUACACUUGUUUGGUAGAUUUUAAGGCUGAUGAUCCUUUUGAAACUUGGAAUUAUGGGAUUGAGUUGCAAUGGAUUCCUCCUAAAUAUUAACUAAGAUGCAUGCAUGUUCAUGUAUCAAUGUUAACUUUCCAAGAAAACAACUUUGUUAUGUUUAUGUCUUACUACUAGGAAAAAAUGGAUCCAUCCCUAAUACCUAAGACAGAAUCAUAUACAAAAAAUUGUCUUUAAUUUCUAUAGGUAAUCUAUUUUUUCUCUAGUAGUUAUUAGUGUCUUUUUUUAUUGUGAGAAACUGUGAUAAACAGUGAGUUCCAGUUAAUUUGGUCAA